UAACAAUAGUAGCACGGUAUGAAUGGGAAACAAGGCGACUUGUGUGAAACAGUAUUUGCCGUGUCAAGAGUGCUGCUGAUCUGUUUUUUUCCCAACACACUGAAAGUCAUGCUGUUGAAAGUAGUGGUAGUUGUAGCUGUCAAAAAGCGAAAAGGAGACACAACAUUUUGUACAAACAGCUUGCGUUUGGAUAGUAUACAAAGCAGCUCUAAAAGAAACUCAGGAAAGAUGGGUUGAACUUCAACAAUAUUACACGAGCGCAAAUAUUGAUGCAAUCGUGUCCGACUAGAGUUUUGGUUUGACUCUGAAAAUAAAGUCCAACUUUUGGCA
Molecule: messenger RNA, 330 nt
Organism: Galdieria sulphuraria
Lineage: Eukaryota; Rhodophyta; Bangiophyceae; Galdieriales; Galdieriaceae
Exons: 1
Coding region: 19-237 (72 amino acids)
Source: RefSeq, a predicted model, not a curated record